UCUGUCCAUUCAUUCGUCCAUCCGUCCAUCUACCCACCCAUCUAUCCAUCCAUCCAUGCUCCAGUCCACUUGCUCUUGGUGAUUCCAGCCUUUGGGGAAGGAGGCCAAAGGGUGGCUUCACUGCCGGGAAGACAUGAUCAACUAGAGAACAAGCUCUGAUCUAAAAGUCAAGAACCCUGGUUCUCUUCUUGGUUCUGCCACAAACUCACUGUGUGAACCAGGUCAGAUGGCUCGGCCAUUCCGGCCCUCUCUCCUCACCUGCAUAAUGGGGACAGUUGGGCCAGAAGGUGGGUGGGGGUGUUGCAGUUCUGACAUUCCAUGGCUGACCCUUUAGCCCCUGAUGUCACAAUAUGGAGCUCGGUUGUGAUUGGCCUAUAGUCUCACCCAGCUCUGCUGUUCUCUUGGUCAUGGGCACAAGAUGGACUUGCCCUGGACCUUCCCUACUUGUGCUCCUCUGUUAUGGGCAGCUCUUGCCACGGCUCAGGACAGAGGGUGAUCAUUUGUUUGGGGACCUGAAGAACAAUGAGGUCAGACAAGAGGGCCAGCAAGUGACAGUCAACCCCAAGGAAAAUGUGACGGGCCACAGCCCAGACGCAGUCUACAAUGAGACCAUGGCGAUGUCGUUCCUGGAGUUUUAUGAGAUUACUGCCCGGAUUGUGUGGAACCAGUUGAUGGAGGCCACCUGGAACUAUGUUACCAACAUCACUAAGAAGAAUCAAGAAGAGAUGCUGCUCAAGGACGUGAAGCGUUCCCAGCACAUGCUGUACUUCGGCUCCCGGGCCCGCCUGUUUAAGAUGGCUGACCUGCAGAGCCCGGUUGUGAAGCGCAUGCUGAGUAAGCUGCAGCACAUAGACAAGGCAGCCCUGCCCCAGGACGACCUCCAGGAGGUGAUGCCGGACCCCCAGUUCUCCAGGCACAGGCUCCCCACUCCAGGGUACAACCAGCUUCUGGCCUACAUGGAGACAACGUACAGCACGGCCCAGGUGUGCCUGAAUGAGGGACCCUGCCUACCCCUGGAACCUGACCUCCAAGAAAUCAUGGCCACUUCCCAGGACCAGAAGGAGCUGGUGUGGGCCUGGCAGGGCUGGCGGGAUGCUGUGGGCCGCCCGCUCCGCUUCGUCUUCGAGCACUACGUGCGUCUCAGCAACAAGAUUGCCAAGCUCAACGGCUACAAAGACAUGGGGGCCAUGUGGCGGUCUAAGUACGAGUCAGACACGCUGGAGCGGGAGCUGGAGCAGCUGUACCAGGAGCUGCGGCCGCUCUACCUGAACCUGCAUGCCUACGUGCGCCGCGCCCUGCACCGCCACUACGGGCCCCCCACCAUCGACCUGCGGGGGCCCAUCCCGGCCCACCUCCUGGGGAACAUGUGGGCUCAGUCUUGGGUCAACAUCUUAGACUUGGUGCUGCCGUUCCCGAAUAAGCCCCCGGAGGACAUCACGAAGAUCAUGAAAGUCCAGCACUGGAGGCCCACGAAGAUGUUUGAAGAGGCUGAUAAGUUCUUUACCUCCAUGGGGCUGCUGCCCACCCCUCCUGAAUUCUGGAGCCGGUCCAUGCUGGAGCGGCCGACGGACGGGCGGGAGGUGGAAUGCCACGCGUCCGCCUGGGACUUCUACAACGGCAGGGACUUCAGGAUAAAGAAGUGCACCGAGGUGACCAUAGAAGACCUGCUCUCCGUCUUCCACCAGAUGGGCCACAUCCAGUAUUUCAUGCAGUACAGGAACCUCUCAGUGAUCUUCCGCGCAGGCGCCAACCCGGCCUUUGAAGAGGCCGUGGGGUCAGUCAUCACCCUGUCGGUCUCGUCCCACAGGCACCUGCUCAGCAAAGGCCUGCUCAGCCAGCAGCACCAGGAUCCAGAGGAGGAGGUCAAUUUCCUGAUGGGCAUUGCCCUGGAGAAGAUCCCCUUCAUCCCCUUCGCCUACCUGAUGGACCUGUUUCGCUGGAAGGUCUUCGACGGCACCAUCCACAACGGCAUCUACAACCAGGAGUGGUGGAACCUCAGGUUGAAGUACCAGGGCGUGUGCCCUCCCGUCCCUCGGUCGGAGGAUGACUUCGACCCAGGCGCCAAGUUCCACAUCUCUGCCAGCGUGCCCUACCUACGAUACUUCCUAGGUCUGGUGCUCCAGUUCCAGAUCCAUGAAGCACUGUGCCAGGCCGCAGGCCACGUGGGCCCGCUGCACCGCUGUGACAUCUACAACUCCAAGAUAGCUGGGAAGCUCCUGGAGGACGUCCUAAAGCUGGGUUCAAGCAAGCCCUGGCCAGAGGUCCUGGAACAGAUGACCGGGCAGACAAAGAUGUCCGCAAAGGCCCUCAUGAGAUACUUCAAGCCCUUGAUGAAUUGGCUGGUCGCUGAGAACGUGCGGGAAGGGGAGAUCCUGGGCUGGCCAGACUUCACCUGUUCCUUUGAAGAAAAAGUCACAGACAAGGUGGCAUUUCUGGGUCUGCAGCUGAACAACGACCAGGCCAACACUGGACAGUGGGUGUUGCUGGUUGUGAGCUUAGUCGUGUUCCUGGUGGCCCUCGUGCUGGCCUGCAGGCUGUACUCCCGGGAAAAACAGUUACUGUCCCGAGACACCAACACCCAGGACUCUCAGGACACCAGCGCACCCAAGACACUGCCCACCACCUACUUCCUGGGCAUAGCCAUGGAUCCUCGCCAGGCCACCACAAGACAGUGGAUCCUACUGGGCGUCUGCCUCAUCCUGGUGAUAUGUUCAAUUGCCCUGGCUGUUCAGAUGCUCAUACAGCACAACAGGAAGCCUCCAUGGAUGAGAGCUGAAUGGUGGAGCUGGGCCUAGACUCUAGUGUGACCGCUAUUUCUUUCCAGGCUGCGUCUGCCUGCCACAGGGAUGCCACACCCAUUAGAGUGGGACCCCUGAGUUGGAACUAUAGCUCCGGGGGUGCCUGAGGAGUCUGAGAAUUAGUGCCUGUUGGAAUGAAGGGAAAGCUCUAAGCCCAGCCAGCAACCACAGAGAAGGAGGCACCGGUGCUGCAGUUGAACUGGCAGGAGGGUGGUCAAAAGGGGACCAGCUCCCUGAGGUUAAGGAGCUGGGUUCAGAAGUUGGGGCCAGGGAACAGAGGUACUGGGUUGAAUCUCCAGGGACUCGACCUCUAGCUAAGUUUGAAGAGGGUUUUCUUGAGUUCUGGGUGAGCCCAAGCACUUCUUGCUCCCACCCAGGCUUUUGAAACUUAACUUUACUUUGCUAUACUGUCAUUAUUUGUCCCCAUCACUGGCUGUCAACUCUCUAAGGGUAGGACACCCAUCAGAACUGUGCCUCUGCGUCACACAUGUAGCCAGCACAGGCCAUGGCACAUAAAGGGGACUUGGAAAAUAUUUGAGUAAGUGGAUGCAUGAGUGUCCACUGCCCAAGUCCCUCCUCGAAGCUCAGCACCCUCCACACUGAGUCCCACCUUUUUUCCACAGCCAGCCUGCCCCUCCACACACAGGGGCAGCCAGGACACCGCUGCCCCCCCUGAGGCCACACUUGCAGCCUUCCCAUCCCCCAGCCAGAGGCCCCCAAAGAAGCCAAAGAGGCCCCCACCAGGCAUUGUGGCUCAGCAUGGCAAAAGCACACCCAGCCCAGCAGCGCAAGCCUCUCAUCUGGACUCCAGCAAAAACCUCACUGAGCCUCCUUGUCCGUCCUCCCUCCCCACCUCCUCAUUGUCAAUUUUUUUUCUGAAAUAUUUCAUGUCUAACUGCAUAAGAACUCGGUUGUCCAGCAAUUAAAUGUAGAAGUUCAAAACAGCAUCUGAGGGUU
Messenger RNA from Condylura cristata (star-nosed mole), 3755 nucleotides. Its product is annotated as angiotensin-converting enzyme-like. Gene Ontology annotation, molecular function: metallopeptidase activity; peptidyl-dipeptidase activity. The record is from RefSeq and is a predicted model, not a curated record. The transcript is spliced from 14 exons. Gene Ontology annotation, cellular component: plasma membrane. Bases 351 to 2795 code for a protein of 814 amino acids. Gene Ontology annotation, biological process: proteolysis. NCBI's taxonomy places the organism in Eukaryota, Metazoa, Chordata, Mammalia, Eulipotyphla, Talpidae.